Molecule: messenger RNA, 1037 nt
Organism: Alosa alosa (allis shad)
Lineage: Eukaryota; Metazoa; Chordata; Actinopteri; Clupeiformes; Clupeidae
Product: colipase-like
Exons: 4
Coding region: 233-601 (122 amino acids)
Biological process (GO): lipid catabolic process; digestion
Cellular component (GO): extracellular region
Molecular function (GO): enzyme activator activity
Source: RefSeq, a predicted model, not a curated record
UGGACAUUUUCAAGUUGUUAGUGCCAUUUAUCCCGGAGUAAGGAGAAAAAUUCAACAUCUGAGGUGUAGCUAUGGAUUGCCUAACGCCCUCACAUAAACUAUUGGUUAAACUCUUGAGGUAUGCCUGAGCGCCUACAGCACCAUACGGUGGUGCAUCAUGGGUAAUCAUAUGUAUAUAUGAAAGCCUGAUGGACUCCAAUGUGCUCGUGGUGACUGGUCACAAGAGACAGAUAUGAGGACAGUUGUGCUGCUUUUGCUGGCUCCAAGCCUGCUGGCUAUCGCCUUGGCUGCACCUGCGGAGACACACGUACUGAAUAAUGGUGCCCUGUGUGUGUUGAGCAUACACUGUAAGAGCUCCUGCUGUCACCGUGCCUCUGCCAUCAGUCUGGCCCCAUGCGCUCCCAAGGCUUCAGAGACGGAGAAGUGCUCUGCCAAGAGUAUAUAUGGCUCCUACUACCACUGCCCAUGUGAGCACGGGCUGAAGUGCGACACAGACUGGACCAUCGGGGGUGCCAUCACCAAUACCAACUUUGGAGUUUGCAAAGACCCUAGCACCCCCAAGCCCCCAACGCCACCUCUCCAAACUCCACCGAGAUCUUGAGGCGUGUAACAUAUGCUGAGAGUGUCUUGGUGUUGGUCUGAGUACGAUUCUGAGGCCCCUAGCAUGUGCUGGGGUUUGUCAUGGAAUGCAAUGGCUCGGAUCGCAUCAAUCAGCCGACCAAUAAAACGAAACAUGCAAUGAAACAAGCAGAUAUCCAAAACAAAAUAAAACAUGGUAGUGGAAAUAUUGUUGGUGAAACACAUCUUCACUUUGUGUGACAAUACAAAAGGUGAUCUGUUAAUAUUUCAUCAGACUAUUGGUUCAGUAUUGGUUGACUUAGCAUAGUAGAGUGAGAAGGAUGAGUGACGACACUGAUAAAAAGUCACCAGGAAAACUUUACUUAUCUCUUACUGUACAUAAUACUUCCACAAGAUUGUCAGUCCACCAAAAAUCAUCUUAAACUCCUCAAAGCCAUACAAAUAAAUGUGUAAAACAA